Messenger RNA from Rangifer tarandus platyrhynchus (Svalbard reindeer), 486 nucleotides. The record is from the annotation of a GenBank genome assembly. NCBI's taxonomy places the organism in Eukaryota, Metazoa, Chordata, Mammalia, Artiodactyla, Cervidae.
AUGGGGACAGGCCCGUCCACAGGCAGAGGCCAUCUGGGUCUGAGGGCCAGGCCAGCCCUCCGUCUGCAGAGGGACCUCUCAGGAAUACUCCCUGUGGGAAGCGCGGCCACGCCCAGCACAGCCAUCAGUCACCCCGGAGCCCCCUGCACGCUGACCGAAGGACCAGUCACACACGUGGAUGGGCCCUCUGCCCGCCGCUGUCGGAGCAGGCCUGGCGCCCGCUGCCCUGCGAGUGUUUCUCAUCAGAUACAGGAGCAGGAAGCGAGCAGGCAGCUUCCUGUGACCACGUCUUGUUGCUCACAUUUUCUGCAGACCACACCGGUCGGGGUGGCUAUCGCCAGCAGGGUCAGAGUGGCCCCCGAGGCCAGCACGGGCCGUGGCUGGCUCUACCAACCAGAGCAGGGUGGUGGGCUUGGUGCCAGGAACUUCGCAGCAGAACCAGAAGCUGUCUGCGUGGACCAUGUGAAGUCGCUCAGUCGUGUCUGA